GAAAAGUGGUCGAUGAUCCAGACUCCCUCCGUGAAGUGUUGAUUCAGACUGGCGCCAAAGAUUGCACCUUCUUCCUCUACAGCAUCAUUUGCACUCACUUGAAGAUGCACAAGAAGAGGUCAGUGGCUGUGGUUCUGGCGUUGUGCUAUUUGCUGGAUUGGACGGCCACGUACUACUUCCCUUCAGUCUUUGGAGUGUACGCUCAAGCUUCAUAUGAGCCUCCUCGAUCUUGGAAGAAGGCUUGGAUGGAACCGAUUGUGGACUCAUGGCGUGUAGUUGAAGAUCUUCUUCAGGAGGAGGAUGAUGACAAGGCCAAGGCCGAGGCCCCUGCAUCUUCCUCAAAGGUGCCUGAGGCUGAGGCAUCGACUCCGCCUUGGCGUAAGGAUGAAUCCAUGGCCGUUGAGGAGAACCUACCGCCACCUACCAAG
Durusdinium trenchii is the source of this 428-nucleotide messenger RNA. The record is from the annotation of a GenBank genome assembly. NCBI's taxonomy places the organism in Eukaryota, Dinophyceae, Suessiales, Symbiodiniaceae.